CUUAAUGGUUCAGACCUCUUACUGGUUCAGCACUUAAUGGUUCAGACCUCUUUCUGAUUCAGCACUUACCCAUUCAGAAGUUGUCAAACAGCCCCUAAGAAAGAGUAGCAUUUUUAGUUAGCAUUUGGUGUAUGGUAGCAUUUUCCAAAUUUUACGAGGGAAAGACUCGCACUGUUCUUCAGUUUUCUGAUUCCCUCUCUCAUCCCAUCCUCACACUCACACUGAUGCAGUCAUGUCUUUAAGAGCUUCACUGCAACUGGGGUUGAAGAUCCCUCCUCCAACCUCAAACCCAUCACGAAUCCGUCCACCCAAGAAAUCUCAAUCGUCUGUCACCAGCUUCUUCUGCGGUGGUUCUGCCAAGAGAUCAACAAACCCACCUCCAAGAACCAUCUUUCUGAGUCAAACACCCUUUUCUGGAAGAGUCGCCUUCUCGUCCAGCAGAAGGUCAAAGCUUGAGGUUCAAUCCGGAGGAGAAGAAGCCGAUUCUUUGGGUUCUGGUUCUUCAUACAGAGAGGAAUUCAGCUGGUCUUCAGUUAUUCUGCCGUUUCUAUUUCCAGCUUUGGGUGGUUUUUUGUUUGGCUAUGAUAUAGGUGCAACUUCUGGUGCUACCAUCUCCUUGCAGUCAGCAGAGCUUAGUGGCACAACUUGGUUCAAUCUUUCUGCAGUUCAGCUUGGUCUUGUGGUUAGCGGAUCCCUUUACGGAGCACUGCUUGGCUCCAUCGCUGUUUACCCGCUAGCAGAUUUCCUUGGCAGAAGAAGGGAAUUGAUAAUAGCAGCCAUUCUCUAUGCACUUGGUGGUUCAUUAACUUCAUAUGCUUCAGGCCUAACUAUUCUAUUAAUAGGGAGGCUAAUUUAUGGGCUUGGUAUUGGUUUGGCUAUGCAUGGUGCACCUCUUUAUAUUGCCGAAACAUGUCCAACUCAAAUAAGGGGAACCUUGAUUUCUUUAAAGGAGCUAGCAAUAGUUCUUGGCAUUUUGCUGGGUUAUUUUGUGGGCAACCACGAGAUUAAUGCCGUUGGAGGGUGGCGUGUCAUGUUUGGGUUUAGUGCUCCAAUAGCUUUGUUUAUGGGGAUAGGCAUGAUGAGUUUACCACCUUCUCCAAGAUGGUUACUUCUGAGGGCAGUUCAAGGUAAAGGUCAUUUAGAGGAAUUCAGAGAAAAGGCCAUUGGGGCUUUGAGCAAGCUAAGAGGCCGCCAACGUGCUGGAGAUACGGUGUCUGAGAAACAAAUAGAAGACACUCUCGUCUCACUAAAGACCGCAUAUACUGAUGAGGAAACUGAAAUAAGUUUCUUGGAACUGUUUCAAGGUUCGAGCUUGAAGGCACUUAUAAUUGGUGGUGGAUUGGUUCUUUUUCAGCAGAUAACUGGGCAGCCAAGUGUUCUAUACUAUGCUGGUCCAAUUCUUCAGACUGCUGGGUUUUCAGCUGCUUCUGACGCUACGCGAGUGUCCGUCAUUAUUGGCAUUUUCAAGUCUUUAAUGACAGGGGUAGCUGUCCUAAAGGUUGAUGACCUUGGGAGAAGGCCUCUCCUAAUUGCUGGAGUCAGUGGCAUUGCGCUUUCACUUUUUCUUCUUUCGGCAUACUACAAGUUUCUUGGCGGGUUUCCUUUGGUUGCGGUGGCUGCCCUGCUUCUGUAUGUAGGGUGCUACCAGGUAUCGUUCGGGCCAAUCAGUUGGCUCAUGGUAUCAGAAAUAUUCCCACUGCGCACCAGAGGAAAGGGGAUCAGUCUUGCAGUCCUUGCCAACUUUACCUCCAAUGCCUUAGUAACCUUUGCUUUCUCCCCUCUAAAGGAAGCAUUGGGCGCCGAAAACCUUUUCCUUGGGUUUGGGCUGAUCGCUUUGAUAUCGCUGGUGUUUGUGGCGACUUCUGUCCCGGAGACGAAAGGGCUGAGCUUGGAAGAGAUUGAAUCCAGGUUCUUGAAGUGAGAAAUUGAACCUUACCUUUUUUAAAGGGAAUAUGAUAUAUGAAAUGUGUUUUUCAGAUAGGGGUGCUUUUUUUUAAAUGCACAAUUUCCACUUUUGCAUACAUGUAAUUAUGUAAACCAUUUUUAAGUUAUAUUUUUAUCUAACAAUUUCAGUUAUACGAAGUACUCUCGUUAUCCCAGUAUAAAUCAUUUGUUGUUUA
Molecule: messenger RNA, 2120 nt
Organism: Cuscuta campestris
Lineage: Eukaryota; Viridiplantae; Streptophyta; Magnoliopsida; Solanales; Convolvulaceae
Source: the annotation of a GenBank genome assembly